UAAAAUCAGCAAUCCGCAUACUACAAAAGCUUAGAAAAUAGAAGCCCAGAAAACCUAUUUUACCCUGUUUGCAAUUUUGCUAACAACAGAAAGGAAUUAGGGCAAACAAUAAUCAUAUCUCCAAAAAUCCCUAAAUUCGUUUCAAAUACGCUGAACACAAGCCCUAAAUUCGCGAAUCGGUAGCCUAAGAUCGUUGGUGAUUGAUAAAGUAAUUCUGUUUCUUCGACGAGGAAAGGUUUCAUUCAUAUUGCUUCUACAACCUCUCAACAUUAGAAAGAGCUUGGAAGGAGAAGGUUGAGUGUUCGAGGAAACAUGGACCCUGGACGCUAUGGUCCUCAUCAAGGAUGGGAAAAUAACAGCGCUUUGGAGGAGUAUGGUGCAGUUCAUGAUUCAAACUUUCGGGACGGUGGAUCGUACGAUGAAAGGAGGUUUAUAGAUGAAAGGUUCUCAAGGGAAAAUGUUUAUCCGAGGGGAGGUUUUCACCGAGACGUAGUGGAGAGGGAUGACUACCCUCCACCACCAUCAUCAGUUGGCAUGUGGCCUCAAACAAGGAGGAGAAGCUAUGAAGAAGAAUAUUCUUACGAGAAGGAUUAUAGACGGCAUGAGAAACCCCCUGCUAGAUAUGGAGGGCGUGACCGUGAAGAUUAUGGAUAUGAUGAUUAUGACUACAGAUCUCGUGGUUCGCGUCAAAGCAGGGAAGAUAGCCGUGAAAAGGAUUAUGAUUAUGGAAGACAGAGUUAUGAUUCAGACUAUGAUAGAGGCGGUAGGAGAGAUGGUAGCUGGAGAAGACGUGAAUCUCGGGACCGCGAAUGGGACAAAAGAGGGCUAAGUCGGGAAAGGGGCGAAAGUCCUUAUAAAAGGCACGAGCAUUCUCCUUCACAUUCUCGUUCUCACUCUCGUGAUGAUCGGGCAAGGUCAAGAUCUCCUCGAAGCAGAAGUCAUGGUCGAAGUCAUAGGGAAGACAGCUACGACGACAGUCGCUAUGAUAGAAGUGACAGGCGAAGAGAUCGUGAAGAAAGACGUCAUCAUGACCAUUAUUCUGUUGCUCCCUCUGCUACUGUUGUGGUAAAGGGCCUUUCUCAAAAGACAACCGAAGAAGAUUUGUAUCAGAUCCUUGCUGAAUGGGGACCCCUUCGUCAUGUUCGUGUGAUUAAAGAGCGAAAUUCUGGCACCUCUCGGGGAUUUUCUUUUAUUGAUUUCCCUUCUGUGGAUUCGGCACAGGCAAUGAUGGAUAAACUUGGACAUGAAGGUCUUCUUGUGGAUGGUAGGAAGCUGUUUUUUGAGUACAGUAGUAAACCAACGGGGUCAGCUACUGGAUCUCUUGGAAUGGAUGGUGCAUCAAGAUCAGGCCAUGGUAGCCACAGAAGUAUCAUGGUGCCUUCUGAUUGGAUGUGCAUCAUAUGCGGAUGUGUCAAUUUUGCACGGAGAACGUCCUGUUUUCAGUGUAAUGAGCCGAAAACAGAAGAUGCUCCUGCAGCUGAUAUGGCAUCAUCCAAUCCUAGUACUAGUGGCAAGAGAGGAGAAGCAGGUCCCACCCAUGUUCUUGUUGUUCGUGGAUUGGAUGAAAAUGCUGAUGAGGAAAUGCUUCGCUAUGAAUUUUCAAAACAUGCUCCUAUUAAGGAUUUGCGACUUGUUAGAGACAAAUUCACACAUGUCUCAAGAGGAUUUGCAUUUGUUCAUUUCCAUUCGGUUGAGGAUGCAACUAAAGCACUUGAAGUGACAAAUGGUACCACUUUGGAGAAGAAUGGUCAGGUUCUUCGAGUUGCUUAUGCCAAAAGUAUUAUUGGACCUGGAUCAGCAGUCUCAGGAGCUUCUCAAUCGAGCAGUCUUGCUGCUGCUGCAAUUGAAGCGGCAACAUUUGCUCAGCAGUAUGAUGCAGUUGGUUGGGCACCAAAAGAGUACAAUGAGGAUAACCAAUCCAGUGGUGUUCAAGAGAAAGAUGGACAAGUCGCCGGCCAAACAGAUCCUUCUGCUCCACAAGUUGGUUUUGUGUGGGACGAAGCCUCUGGUUAUUAUUUUGAUGCUUCAUCUGGGUUUUACUACGACGGAAAUACAGGUUUAUAUUAUGAUGGCAAUAAUGGACUCUGGUAUACUUAUGAUCAACACACACAGCAGUAUAUCCCUUGCACCGACCAGAAUGGCAAGACAGCUGAAAAGCAAAGUGAAACUUCCAAGGCAUCGGAUGGUCCAAAUAAUAGAAAAGUUGUUAUAUCUGCACCAGCUGCUACAGUAUCAUCAAGUGAAAAAUCUGCUUCGUUACCGGACGCUGUCCAGGCUGCUGCGGCAGCAGCAAUAGCUGCUGAGAAGAAAGAGAAGGAAAAACUGAAGGAAAUAAAACUCGCCUCUAAAAGCAGCAUUCUAGCUAACAAGAAGAAGAUGAACAAUGUCUUAACCAUGUGGAAGCAAAGAAGUCACGAAGGUCAAGCGCCACGUGUCGCUCUUGAGGAUAGCCAGUCUGUUGAAGAGAGAUCUAACCCCACGAAGAGCAAGGCAACAAAGGAAAACACUAUAGCUUCGGCAGAAUCUACUGUUUUGGAAUCCCAUGACAGGGCAAGGCCUAUAGUUUCCAGUUCUGGGGGGACUUUGAAAGGAGUAAUUAGGGGUUCUGGAAUGGGGGUGGUGAAAUCGGAUACUGUUUAUGCAGGACAAUGGGAAGGUACUACCACUUCAUCCUUUAGUACAACAUCUUCUGCAGGAUCUUCUUCGCUCGCAUUCACAGAGGCUUCAAAUACGGUGAUGCCAUUCAGAACAGAUGCAUCUGCAUUAGGUUCCUAUGCACAAUCUGCUUCUACCGGAAGUGGUAAACGAAGGUUUUCCGAGAUGCCGGCCACCUCCAUUGCAAAUAAAGAACAAUCCCAAACUACAUAUAGAGAUCGUGCGGCAGAGAGAAGAAGUCUAUAUGGUUCAUCGUCAGCUUUUGUUGACGAAUCAUCAAAUGCUGGAACUGGAGAUUCAAAUCGAGAUUCUACAUCGAGAAGAAGUGCUGUGGACUCCAUGCCAUUCCCUCCUGGGGUUGGUGGUGGGCGAAGCAGUGGUGAUGCAAUUGCUCAGAGUUACGAUGUCAUCACAGCAGACAAAGCAAUUGACGAGAAAAACGUGGGCAAUCGGAUGCUCCGCAGCAUGGGCUGGCAAGAAGGCUUGGGAUUAGGAAAACACGGGAGUGGAAUGGUGGAGCCCGUUCAAGCCCAGGCCAUAGAGACGAGAGCUGGGCUUGGAAGCCAUCAGCCGAAGAAAGUCGAUAGAGAUUUGGAGGUGCAGGCUGGAGAUAGCUACAAAGCUGUUAUUCACAAAAAGGCCAUUGCCCGUUUUCGAGAAAUGUCGUAAGGUGAGUGUGAUAUAAGCAGCGGCAGCAGCUUUCUGGUUUGGGGAAAAAGUUGAAUUUGAUUUUCACACAAGUGUUUCGACAUAUUCUCCUCGGUCGAGUUACAUAUUGUAGCACAAAAACUGAAAUCGAGUGAAAUGUAUAUGAUUAUAUUAUUGUUGUUCAUCUCAGAACCAGAUUGUUUUUCUUCUUAUUGUUGACAACAAAUUUGUGUCUUAACUUAUGAUUAUUUCUA
Messenger RNA from Erythranthe guttata (spotted monkey flower), 3557 nucleotides. It is a transcript of the gene SUA, whose product is annotated as suppressor of abi3-5. Gene Ontology annotation, molecular function: RNA binding. The record is from RefSeq and is a predicted model, not a curated record. Gene Ontology annotation, biological process: mRNA splicing, via spliceosome. Gene Ontology annotation, cellular component: nucleus. Lineage: Eukaryota; Viridiplantae; Streptophyta; Magnoliopsida; Lamiales; Phrymaceae.